AUGGGGCACGGCAAGAGCAAGUCCAGUACACAGUCCAAGGUCAAGCCAGAGAUCGAUAUACUAGGCAAGUCCAUAGAGAUGGAACCGGACAAAACAAAAUCUUUCCAUUUUGAAACCUCAGAAGCUCCCAAGGUGUCAUCUGCAGGGGGAUCGUCUGCCAUGAAAACUGCAAGGACAUGCAAGAGGGCUAAAACUGUGAAGCGCCACACCAGCAUCUGCACCUACCCGGAGCCCCCCCACAGCAACUCUGAUGAAGAUAAUGGGGAAGACAAGGUGGACAGCAAUGACCCAGAACAGAUCUUCCAGAACAUCCAGUUCCAGAAGGAGAUCAUGGCCAACAUCCGCUGCAGGCCGUGGUCCAUGAGGCAGAAACUCAGGGCACUCAGACAAGCAAAAGAGAUUGUGCUGAAGUACGAAGGGCGUCUGACGCGGACCAGGGGCUACCAGGCAGCUGGCACAGAGCUCUGGCGAAAAUUUGUCCGGCUUGCAUAUAACUUUAUGGUCAUCUUUAUUCCUUGGGAAAUGAGAAUUAAAAAAAUAGAAAGUCACUUUGGUUCCGGAGUUGCCUCUUACUUUAUUUUUUUGAGAUGGCUAUUUGGAAUCAACAUUGUCCUCACCAUCAUGACGGGGGCAUUUGUUGUUUUACCAGAGAUCCUGGCUGGCAAGCCCUUUGGAAGUACCCCCAGUAAGCGCAUCCCACCCAAGCAGCUAGACUCUGCACAGGACUUGGAUACGAUCUGGUCUUUGGGGGGCUACCUCCAGUACUCCGUGUUAUUCUACGGCUACUAUGGACAGGAUAGAAAGAUUGGGAAGGCUGGGUAUCGACUGCCCCUGGCAUACUUCCUUGUUGGAAUGGCGGUCUUUGCAUACAGUUUCAUCAUCCUUUUAAAGAAGAUGGCCAAAAAUUCAAGAAUGAGUUUAGCUAGUGCCUCCGAUGAAAAUUACACAUUUUGUUGGCGAGUGUUCUGUGCCUGGGAUUAUCUCAUUGGAAAUCCUGAGGCUGCAGAGAGCAAAUCAGCUGCCAUAGUUAACAGCAUCAGGGAAGCCAUUCUAGAAGAACAGGAAAAGAAGAAAAGCACAAAUCUUGGCGUGACAAUAAGCUUACGGAUCAUUGCCAACAUCCUUGUGCUCCUCUCCUUGGCUGGAAGCAUUUACAUCAUUUACUUUGUGGUGGAUCGGUCCCAGAAGUUGGAGCAGAUGAAAAAGCAGCUGACCCUCUGGGAAAAGAAUGAGGUGAGUGUUGUCGUCUCCCUCAUCACAAUGCUUGCCCCAUCUGCCUUUGAACUGGUGGCAGCCUUGGAAAUGUACCAUCCUCGAACCACGCUGCGCUUUCAGCUGGCCAGAGUUCUCGUCUUAUAUCUGGGAAAUCUCUACAGUUUAAUUAUAGCCCUUUUGGAUAAAGUGGACAGCAUGAGCAUCACCGAAACUGGACUUCACAGAAAUGGAAGCAGCCUGGUCGAUGAGUCCGCCUUCUUAGCUACUAAAAACUUUCUGGAAGACAACUUUUCCACGACGAUUCCCAACAUGCACAUUCUGAGGAAUGACACCUUCCCUCUGGCUGAGAAUCGCACGCAGCACUCUGCCCCGCCUGCCAGCAUGGUGAUGGCCAACACGACAGCAGCUUCUGAAUCUGAGGGCGAAAGUCACCAGGAUCAAUGCUGGGAGACCUACGUGGGCCAAGAAAUGUUGAAGCUAUCUAUCAUUGACAUGCUCUUCACUGUGGCAAGCAUCCUGUUGAUCGAUUUCUUCCGUGGGCUUUUUGUCCGAUACUUGAGUGACUGUUGGUGCUGGGAUUUGGAAAGCAAGUUUCCUGAAUAUGGAGAAUUCAAGAUAGCAGAAAAUGUGCUGCAUUUGGUCUACAACCAAGGGAUGAUUUGGAUGGGGGCCUUCUUCUCACCUUGCCUGCCUGCGUUCAAUGUCCUGAAGCUGAUAGGGCUUAUGUACCUGCGCAGCUGGGCAGUGUUAACAUGCAAUGUACCUCACCAGCAAGUCUUCAGAGCUUCAAGAUCUAAUAACUUCUACCUGGCAAUGCUGCUCUUCAUGCUCUUUCUGUGCAUGCUUCCAACUAUAUUCGCUAUUGCCCGCUAUAAACCAUCUCGAAACUGUGGCCCAUUUAGUGGGCAAGAAAAAAUCUAUGACAUUGUGUCUGAAACCAUCCAAGCUGACUUUCCUGUCUGGUUCAACAAGGUGAUGACUUAUGUGAGCAGUCCUGUAGUUGUUCUCCCUGCUUUACUGCUUCUCUUCAUGCUCAUUUAUUACCUCCAGAGUAUUGCACGGUCAUUAAAAUUCACUAACAACCAACUGAGGAUGCAGAUCCAGAAUGAAAGAACUGAAGACAAGAAAAAAGUGGUCCAAAUGGCAGCAGGUGAGCCAAAAUGCCAAGAGCGUAAUUGUUUCUUUUGUAAUGACUUAUCAGCCAGAAUCCAAACUGUGGUAGGGAAUGACAAGCGGCCAGAGCAGGAAAGUGACAUCAUCAGCCAGGAGUCUUCUGUUCGGUCCUCAACGCCAAGGAAAAAUGGCAGCGUGGUGAAUUUUGAGUCUCCUAAAGGCAGCCGAAUACAGACAAUCUCUCAGUCCGUACCACAGCCCGAAGUGGCAAAGGCGGUCAGCCCCAUCCCAGCGAACGCUACCCCAGCGCCUCCAACACCCGUUGCUCCAAUACCUGUCACCCCAACACCUUCUCUUCCCCCUGUGCAGAAGCCUAGAACUGAGCCUCCAGCCAGCAGGUAUCCAAGUACUGCUCAUGGGAGUGCAAGUGAACUCUGCAAAGCUAAAGCUUACACCCCCGCGAAGUUCAAGAAGCGCGUAGAGGACGUUCAUUCAGACCCUCUGUUUAGAAAGAGCCUCCGACAGAUCAAUCCAGAGGCUCACGGUACCAGCGGAGUUCCCCCUUUCGUGGGCCGCCGGGCCCACACAGCCAGGUACUUUAUCGUCAACGAACGUGAGCCACGCAACAAAAUCCUCCGUUCAACCACCAGAUUGCCAAGGAAUCUCCGAAUGGAUGACUCAGGUGAGAUAGUUGAGUUAUAUCCGAGAAAUUUCCGACGGUACGUGGUUCGGACACCCCACCGGGUGUACUCACCCCAUUUCAGUGAAGAGGAGGAAGAGGAGGAGUUCAGGAGAAGCAUGGCAGGUCGAUCUCACCGCCCACGGUCACUUUCUGAUCUCCGGGCAGCCCCUCGUUUCUACAUUGGGGAGCGUGCCGACAGCCAAAUCCUGACCAGCAAGGCCUUGUCCAAAAUGCGCUACAAAUCUUGGGAAGAUGGUUUCGGGCUCACAUUCGACAAGCCCCCACAUGUCCACCGGAAGAUUCAUGUGAAGAACAUUGAGCUGGACCAGCCCUACCUGGAACACCACGUGAAGGCAAAAUCCAAACACAAGACCGAACCUUCCCCAACUGAAUCUGACUCCAUUUCGGUUGACUCUAGCAGCGAUCAGCCAACCAGCGGCAAUGAUCAGUACAUUCAGGUCAUUCAUAGCAAAGAAAAAUAUCUGAAACCUGGCGCAAAACAAACCAGGAAGAAAUCCAAGACUGCUAUUGACCUAAACAUGACUGAGGCCAAUGAACUGAUAUGCUCUAACGUCUAG
This is a messenger RNA of Varanus komodoensis (Komodo dragon), 3588 nucleotides long. It is a transcript of the gene TMC3, whose product is annotated as transmembrane channel like 3. The transcript has 23 exons. Gene Ontology annotation, molecular function: mechanosensitive monoatomic ion channel activity. Gene Ontology annotation, cellular component: plasma membrane. The record is from RefSeq and is a predicted model, not a curated record. Lineage: Eukaryota; Metazoa; Chordata; Lepidosauria; Squamata; Varanidae. The coding region runs from base 1 to 3588 and encodes 1195 amino acids.